Molecule: messenger RNA, 873 nt
Organism: Paramecium primaurelia
Lineage: Eukaryota; Ciliophora; Oligohymenophorea; Peniculida; Parameciidae
Source: the annotation of a GenBank genome assembly
AUGUAAGGUAAUUAUUGAAUUUAACUUUAUCUUAUCAUUAGGCAAAAAAGAGUUCAAAAAUUAUAAUAAUUGAAAUAAAUUAGAUAAAAAUAUACAAAAUGUCUUGAAACAAUUUCUAAUUAAGAUGUACUAUUAUGUAAAGGUAUUAUUAAAUAAUGGAUAUCUAAUAUUAUAGAUCCAUUAAUUAAAUCAUGUUCUACAAAAUAAUUUAUAUUACAAUCAAAUGAGAAUUCAAAAAAUCCUAAUAGUGAAAGUUCUAUUUAAUGUAGAUAAAAUUAAUUGAUGUUAUUAACAAUUUAAAUACUAAAUAAUAUGGAAAAAUUUACAGAAAAAGAUAAAAUUCCAGAAUUAUUUUAAACUUCAUUAUUUUUAUCAUUGUUUAAAAGUUAAAAUAUCAAAGCUCCAUUAUUUGUUGCUAAAAGAACUAAAUAUUAUACAAAAAAUACUAUUAAAAUUGGAAUUUAUUAAGAAAAAAUGAUUAUAAGUGAAUAUUUCAUUUUUAGAUUAUUGAUAUCUAAUUUAAUUGAAUCUUCAAAUAAUAUGAUUUAUUAAAAUAUAAAUCAUAAAAUGUAAUGUAAAUUUAUAAUUCUUGCUAUUAUGGGAAUAUUAUAAAUUUUAUAUUAAGAUUACUUUUCAGAAUUAAAAUAAUUAGAUUAACCUUCAACUGAACUUUUUUAAAGAAGAAUUAAAAUUAGUAAAUAAUAAGAUAUCUCAAUUAUAAUUGAUGAUAAUAUUGAUUAAGAAGAAUCACUCAUAUUUGGACUCCAUUGUAAAAAACAUUUUGAAAACUUAAUGGAAAACAAUUAAGAAUGGCUUUAAGAAAUUUGUUUAAAAUUUGCAAAGAUUUUAAAUAAUUUACAUUCAAUUUUAUGA